GUCGGUGUUACCGGAGGCCCCUCGGGCCGCGGCGGGUCCCGCUCCCUCACCGCGCGCGCACGUGCGCCCGCCCCAGCGCCGCCGUCUCGCGAGAGGGGCGUGCACGGUUUGACCCCGCCGGCUCGCCGUAGCGCGGCGGGCAGGGCCGUGCGCUGAGCCGCCGCGGCUCCGGGCCGAGCUACGGAGCGCCGCAGCGGCCAUGCCCCGGUACGCGCAGCUGGUGAUGGGCCCGGCGGGCAGCGGGAAGAGCACGUACUGCUCCACCAUGGUGCAGCACUGCGAGGCGCUGGGCCGCGCCGUGCAGGUGGUGAACCUGGACCCGGCGGCCGAGCUCUUCAGCUACCCCGUGAUGGCAGACAUCCGUGAGCUGAUAGAAGUGGACGAUGUCAUGGAAGAUGAGUCCUUGAGGUUUGGCCCCAAUGGUGGCUUGGUGUUUUGCAUGGAAUACUUUGCCAACAACUUCAGCUGGCUGGAGGAGAGCCUCGGGCACGUGGAGGAUGACUAUGUGUUGUUUGAUUGCCCAGGUCAGAUUGAACUCUACACACACCUGCCAGUGAUGAAGCAGUUGGUGGAGCAGCUGCAGCAGUGGGAAUUCCGUGUCUGUGGAGUUUUCCUUGUGGAUUCUCAGUUCAUGGUGGAAUCUUUCAAGUUUAUCUCUGGAAUCCUGGCAGCUCUCAGUGCAAUGAUAUCUUUGGAGAUUCCACAGAUUAACGUCAUGACCAAAAUGGAUUUGCUGAGCAAGAAAGCCAAGAAGGAAAUAGAAAAGUACUUGGAUCCAGAUAUGUAUUCUAUGAUUGAAGAUUCUACAAAUAUAAUGAAAAGUAAAAGGUUUAAAAAACUGACCAAAUCUAUAUGUGGAUUGAUUGAUGACUAUGGCAUGGUUCGAUUCCUGCCCCUGGAUCGCUCUGAUGAGGAGAGCAUCAACAUCGUGCUGCAGCACAUCGACUUCACCAUUCAGUAUGGAGAGGAUCUGGAAUUUAAGGAACCAAAGGAAUGUGAAGAAGAUAAAUCUCCUCUUGUGGAUGAAUACUUUCAAGAUCGUGUGGAUGAGUAAGAAACAUGUUCAUACUGGGAGGAAAAUACUUCACUUUUUGGUAAAAAAUAAAAAUGAAAUAAAAAAACCCCAGCCCCUACACAAACACACUUGAUGUUUUAUCUGUAAAAUAACUAAUAUUUAUAAUGGAGAGUGAGUUACAUGACCUUGUAAUUACUUUAAUAAACAAUUUUUCUUUUUUACUAUG
Messenger RNA from Passer montanus (Eurasian tree sparrow), 1241 nucleotides. RefSeq names its product GPN-loop GTPase 3 (gene GPN3). The transcript has 8 exons. NCBI's taxonomy places the organism in Eukaryota, Metazoa, Chordata, Aves, Passeriformes, Passeridae. Bases 200 to 1054 code for a protein of 284 amino acids. Gene Ontology annotation, molecular function: GTPase activity. The record is from RefSeq and is a predicted model, not a curated record.